Molecule: messenger RNA, 1059 nt
Organism: Diachasma alloeum
Lineage: Eukaryota; Metazoa; Arthropoda; Insecta; Hymenoptera; Braconidae
Product: jerky protein homolog-like
Exons: 3
Coding region: 1-1059 (352 amino acids)
Cellular component (GO): nucleus
Molecular function (GO): DNA binding
Source: RefSeq, a predicted model, not a curated record
AUGGGAACGCCAAAUUCCCAAUUUUCCCAUCCCUGCCGUCAGGUUCCUAGAACAUCAUUAAAUUCUUCUAGUGUCACUGCUGCUGCAGGAUUCAAGGUUCAAAAGGAGAGACUCACUGUGAUGGCUUGUUGCAAUGCCUCUGGUACAUUCAAACUACCUCUCAUGGUAAUUGGAAAAUAUGCCAAACCUCGUGUUCUCAAGGACUUGAAAGAACUUCCAGUAGUCUACAAUAACCAAAAAAGUUCCUUGAUGAGUGCCUUUUUGUUUGAAGAAUGGUUCAAGAACCAAUUUGUGCCUGAAGUGGAGCAAUAUCUACUAUCCCAGGGAUUACCACCAAAAGCAAUCUUACUUAUGGAUAACUGUUCAGCGCAUCCAGCUAAUCUAGUUGUCAAUGGCAUCAGAGUCGAGUUUUUACCACCCAAUACAACUGCACUGAUGCAGCCCAUGGACCAGGGGUGCCUCCAAAACAUAAAAACUUUAUAUAAGAUCCAAAUCAUUGCAUUCAUCAUGAAACAACUUAACAGUGGAGCCAGCAUUCCUCAAGCAUUAAAGACUGUAACGAUUCGUGAGCUGUGGCCUGAGAUUAUGGAGAUCAUGGCCUCAGUUUGUCCAACUGAAGCUGCUAUCAAUGUUUCAUACACCGAGGAACAUGAAACUUUGAUCAACAAUUUCUAUGAACAUGUUCGAAGCCACGAGGAUUAUACUGGAAUGCAACUGGGUGAAUUCAACGACUGGAUUAAUUCUAGUCCACUGUGGAUGAGAGAAGAAUGUUGGAGUCAUGAGGAGAUUAUACAAGUUGUUCAGGAAGAAAAAAAUGGGAAAUCAGAAGAUCACAUUGAAGAUGACAAGGAAAAUCAACCGAGAAAUGCGAAUGACAGUGAUUCAGCUGCCAAAGAAUUGUCAGAAGCCCAGGAGAAUUUGAAGAAAGUUAUUGAGUUCUGUGAGAAAUAUCCUCAUUACUCGAAGGGGCAUUUACUGAGUUUAUAUCAAGUCAGGGAUGCAAUGGGAACCCAACUUUUAAUGCCGAAAACUGAUCCCAGUAAUUCUCCUUUAAAUUAA